Molecule: messenger RNA, 1355 nt
Organism: Pundamilia nyererei
Lineage: Eukaryota; Metazoa; Chordata; Actinopteri; Cichliformes; Cichlidae
Product: BTB/POZ domain-containing protein KCTD21
Exons: 2
Coding region: 242-1117 (291 amino acids)
Biological process (GO): protein homooligomerization
Molecular function (GO): protein binding
Source: RefSeq, a predicted model, not a curated record
CAGUUUUAUCUUCAGUUUCUGAAUCAGAUUUGGCAGAUUUUCUUGUAUCUCUCUGAACUUGGCUGUAUCCAGGACACUGCUGUGGCUUGCUGACUGUCAAAGGAAUAAAGGCUUUGUGGGGAAACAAAAGAAAUACUUGAAUCUUCCACAGUCCUCGACAUUCCUGAACAGGGCAUAAUUCUUGUCCUCACAAAAGCAACACUGACUUCACAGGUAUAAAAAGCACAGCUUCACCUACAGGAUGCUGGAUCUCAACUCUUCAGAUGACAGCAUGAAGAACUCUCUUAAGGACCCUGUGUGCUUGAACGUCGGUGGAGAAGUCUAUACAACAACCUUAGACACUUUAACUCGCUGCCGUGACUCGAUGCUAGGCACCAUGUUCACCGGACAAGUUCCUAUGCUUAGGGACAGCUGCGGCAACAUUUUCAUAGACCGUGACGGUAAAGUGUUUCGCUACAUUCUGAAUUACCUGCGCUCUGGCUCUUUGGAUCUGCCAGAUGGCUUCACUGAACUCGCACUGCUCAGGAGAGAGGCAGAUUUCUUCCAGAUACCCCGUCUGCUGGAGGAGAUUCGUCACUAUGAGGUAUCGGUGCCUCUGGGCCUUAGAGGUGGGCCGCUAGGAGCCAUCAUGAUAGUAAAAGUCGACUCCAAGGUCCGUGUUCUCCAUUUUAACUUGCGCCAUGGGCCUGAAAACUAUGAACUCCGCACAUGCUCUGUACGAGCGUUCACAGUCGACCUCUUUUGUACCUGGAGGGCAUUUCUAGGUUUGCUUUGUGAGCGCUUCUCCUACAGGACACCCCAGGGUCUCAACAGCCCUCACCUAUGUCGUCCGAGGCAGAACAGACUGAAACUGGAAUGGGUGCCAAAGCCUGAUGAACUCCCACAGGAACAGUAUGACAAGCAGCAAUACAGGGGCCUAACUUUGUCUAGCCCUGAGGUUACGUGGUCGGAUGACAUGAUGAACAUGCACUACAGUCACUGUGAAAUCACAGACAUGCAAGGCUUUUUGGAGGAGCUGUUGAAGAUAUCACUUGCUGAGGGGUUCAAGGUUGAUCUAGUCUCUCCUGACCCUGCAGAUAUUCUUAACUGCACUUCACUUCGUCUUGUGAAGUCGUGAGCACUGGAUGAAAGUGACUAGGAAAACCAGAACAUACCAAGAUAAUAAACUAUAGGAUAAGAUGAGAUAGCCUUUACUAGUCCUGGAGUUAAAUUUGAAGCAAUUAAUUCUCUAUGACAUGGAGUUAGAUUUACUGACACAUUAUGACUAGGAGGUCAUUAUCUGUGGUUCUUUUGCUAUCAUAGAGUUUACUAAAAAUAAUGCAAAAUGUGCUUUAUUAAUAAAAUGGUAAAUAAAA